This is a messenger RNA of Zophobas morio, 1180 nucleotides long. Its product is annotated as 1,5-anhydro-D-fructose reductase-like. The record is from RefSeq and is a predicted model, not a curated record. The transcript is spliced from 3 exons. The coding region runs from base 16 to 1155 and encodes 379 amino acids. Gene Ontology annotation, molecular function: aldose reductase (NADPH) activity. Gene Ontology annotation, cellular component: cytosol. Lineage: Eukaryota; Metazoa; Arthropoda; Insecta; Coleoptera; Tenebrionidae.
UUUAUUAAGCAGGAUAUGAAUUUAUCGACAUUUAUAAAAAUGUUGGUGAAACAUCCUAUACAUGAUAAGUUAUGUCACAAUCACAACAAAAUUAUCAAAACAUCCAAAGCAAUGAAACAAUUACUCAGCAAAAACCGUAUCAUAUCAAUCAAAAUCCCCACUUGUCUUAGAUCGUUUCGUACCGCACCCAACCUCAAAUACUGCACCCAUCCCCCAAAAAUGGCGCGCGUCCUCAAACUCAACAACGGCACCCAAAUCCCCGUCGUGGGUUUGGGAACCUACAAGUCGCCCCCAGGUCAAGUCCAGCAAGCCGUCAAGGACGCCGUCUCCGUCGGCUACCGCCACAUCGACUGCGCCUGGUUCUACGAGAACGAAGCCGAAGUGGGUGAAGGCCUGCACGCCAAAAUCGCCGACGGAACGAUAAAAAGAAGCGACGUUUUCAUAACCAGCAAAAUUUGGAACAACCACCACGCGAAAGAGAAAGUCGUCCCUAUGUUGAAAGACUCCCUCAGCAAGCUUAAACUCGACUAUGUCGAUUUGUAUUUAGUUCAUUGGCCGAUGGGGUUCAAAGAGACGGCUCCGUCCUUACCUACUGACGCGUCAGGGUACAGCGACGUGGACUACUUGGAAACGUGGGAGGGCAUGGAGGAGUGCGUUCGACUAGGACUAACCAAAAGCAUUGGCCUGUCGAACUUUAACAGCGAGCAAGUCGAGCGCGUCGUGACAAAUUGUAAAAUUAAACCAGUGGUUAACCAAGUCGAGGUGAACCCCAACAUCAACCAGAAAAAACUAAUCAAGUUUUGUAAAGAUCGCGAUAUCGUGGUCGUGGGGUUUUGCCCCUUGGGGCGCAGCAACUACGCGGGCCGCCCUGGAUUCCCGUCGCCCACGAUUCACGAUCCUGAAGUCAUCAAAAUGGGUGAAAAAUACAACAAAACGGCCGCUCAAGUCGUGCUUAACUAUCUAGUGUCUCUGGGGGUUGUUGUGAUACCAAAGUCCGUAACGAAGUCGCGGAUUGAAGAAAAUUUCGACAUUUUCGACUUUACGUUGGAUAAGAACGACGUGGCUUAUUUGGAUUCGUGUAACAAGAAUGAACGAUGCAGCCCCCAGACGGCGUACAAGGACCAUAAAUAUUUCCCUUUUAGUAUCGAGUUUUAAUUAAGAAAUAAACUUACCAGAGUAA